UCAGAUACGUUUUAUUCGAGCCAACAAAGUUUUGUUUUUCUUAAUCUUCUCGUAAGAUUGAUAGCAUCACGGUGAGCUUGCUCAUUUUCUGGAAUGCUGAAAGUCAUAUGAGAUGCAUAUAUUUUUGUGCUUACGAGGCUUAGAUCAGUUUCUUAGGAUCUUAAUUAUUUGUUUUCUUCCUCACAAACAGGUCCAAGAUGUGGAUUUUGAAUUCCACGCUAAAUAUUUGAAAGUGCAUAUUUUUGUAAAUAAAGGAUAGAAAUAACUAGGGUACAAACUCAAAAGAACAACACCGAUAUAAUUAAAUAUAAAUUAAAAAUGAAUUAAUAUAGAUAUUAUCGAAUUACAAGAUCAAUAAAUGUAAACAAUAAUGUAAGCAAGAGAAAGAGAGGUCGAUGAAUGUUUAUGACACUUUAUGUGCGAUCCCAAUGUCUAAUGUGCGUGUGUGUGUGUUGAUGAACGUCAUAUCCUCUCGCCUUCCUUCUACAUGUUUCUGCCAAAUCCGGGACCCAAUUGUGCGAGACCGAUUCUUGUGCCUUCAUCUACCUCGUGUUCUACUUCAUCUCUUCAUUCCCUCAAUAUUUUGCUAUCCCAAAAAUUCGUAACUAGACCUACUAUUUUGCGGCUCAUCUCCUUAGGAUCUUGUGAUGAUGUCAGAUUUCGUCCAACAACUAUAUUAGAUUUUAUUAGUUUCACAAAGAGAAACUGAUGAAUAAAAAUUGAAUUGUAUAUAACAAAAAAUGUAAUAAACUAUUCCAAAUUUUAUUUAAUAUAAAUUAUGUUUAAGUUAGCGAUCACUUGAACUAUACUCCCUCCGUUCCUUAAUGAUAGACUUUCUAGAAAAAACAUUUGUUUAAGAAUGAUGUAUUUUUGUGUUUUCUAUGAAAAAAAUGUAAAUUUCAAGAAAAUUAAUUGUCUUUAUUGAAUUACUAUCGGUUAAAAGUUAUUGAAAAUUGAAAAUUACAGAAAACGAUACAUGAUAGUUUAGUGUGUUUUCUUAAUAUAUGUGAAAAUUCUAAAAAAUCUAUCUUUUAAGAACGGAGGACUAUGUAUGACCAAAAAUAAACAAUGUAGUUAUAAUAAUUUUCAUAUUAUAUAAAAUAUAAAAUUAUUUUUAAAUAUAAAAAAUCCUAAUAUUAUCAUGAUAUCAAUUUUGUCAAACUAAACUAGCAAAUAAUUUUAAAUAAUGAACAUGAGCGUAAGCCGGGUAUAACGUUACUUUAUUUUUGAAUAGUUAUAUCACGUAAUUAAAAAGUUUUAAAAUCCCCAACUUAAAUAUUCUUCCAACUGAGUUCCGAUAUUUGCUGUAACGAUAUGGAAUGGAACUAGUUGUCAAACGAAGAAAAAUUCAAAAAGUUUUUUUUCUUUAUUUAAAAAACAACUCGCAACAAGAAUUUGUUUAUUAGAGAAAAAAAACAAAUUAAGUUGUACCUAGGACUUAUCGUUUAUUCUCUCUAACAAUCCAAGAGUCUCUGAGAGAUCUUAUCUGUUUUACAGUUACUGUUUGUCCCAGCGCCGGCACUGGCCACAAUUGUCAUCAGCAUUGAAACUUGUCCAUGAGAAACGAUGAAAGUAUAUGAGUCUAUGAACAUGGAGGAAAUUCACGAACAGAUCCAUUAAAAGAGGACUUUUGAGAUAAGACGUUAUUAUUAGAGAUGAAUUUCACAGAAUCAAUGAACGUUGUGCACAACAGAAUCCAACAACUCGAACCAGAAAAUGCUUCGAAAAUCAUUGGUUAUCUCUUGUUGAUGCAAGAACAUGGCGACCGGGACAUGAUCCGUCUCGCCUUCUGCCCUGAUUCUGUGAUGCGUUCCAUGAUCAACUUCGUUAAAUGCGAACUAGCUAAAGAUCCUCGUUACCACAGCCCUCCUUCUGAUCACCUCCCUAUUCGUAAUAGUUUCGGAACCUUCGCCGGUUCAUCAAUCCAGCCUCACUCGGCAUCGGUUUCUCCUCCUUUGAGAACCGGUGUUUGGGAGAAUUCAACUGAGGUUGAUUCACUCCAGUUCUUGAACUUUGACGAUUCAAUGACGAGCCCUGAGUUCUCUAGUGGCUUCUUCUCUCGGGAUCACCAAUGUCUGCCUUUGAGAACGAGCAGGAGAUCACCGAGUUUACCCGAGUUCCCGGUGAAAAUAUGUCACUACUUCAGCAAAGGGCACUGCAAGCACGGCAACAAUUGCCGCUACUUCCACGGGCAGAUCAUACCGGAGAGAGAGAGUUUCUCUCAGAUGUUUAAUCCAAACAACGUAAGUGAUGAAGAGCACGUUGUUUCUCCUGGAUCACUAGAGAAGCUUGAAGGAGAGAUCAUCGAACUGCUGAAAUCAAGAAGAGGCGCUCCAAUUUCCAUAGCUUCGUUGCCAAUGAUGUACUUCGAAAAAUACGGUAGGACCCUUCAAGCUGAAGGAUAUCUCACAGAGUCACAAAGACAUGGCAAAGCUGGCUAUAGCCUCACCAAGCUUCUUGCUCGCUUGAAGAACACCAUCCGUCUCAUCGACAGGCCUCAUGGGCAGCACUCGGUUAUAUUAGCAGAAGAUGUACCAAAGUUUGUGGAAUACUUGGAAGAGAGAAACGAACACGGAGCGAUCCUUGCUGGUUCCAAACAGAUUUACCUGACAUUCCCAGCAGAGAGUAGUUUCACCGAGCAUGAUGUCUCAAACUACUUCUCCAAGUUUGGACUCGUGGAAGAUGUGAGGAUUCCUUGUCAACAGAAGAGAAUGUUUGGAUUCGUAACAUUUGUUUACACCGAAACCGUCAAACACAUUCUUGCUAAAGGCAAUCCUCAUUUCAUCUGUGGGGCUCGUGUUCUCGUCAAGCCUUACCGGGAAAAAUCACGCUCUAGUCGAUAUCUUGACAAUAACAAGCCUCUUCACGGGAUGCGGUAUGGCUCCCAAUACAUCGACAGAGACAUGGAGAUGAACACAUUGCCAGCGCGUGUAAGUGAGAGCUCAAGACUAAUGAGAAAGCAGUUUCUUGAGGAACAUGAGCAAUCGGUUUCAAAGUCCUUGCCUACUAAUUACUCCUAUCUCGGCUUCUCCGAUGACUUUAAACUAACUGCAGAUGGUAAUUAUAUAGCGGAGCUAGAGGAACAAGCAGGACGGUUGAGCUAUCUGCUGGAGUAUUUGAACACCGAAGACAACGUCCUGAACAUAUCCACUAACUACAAAGACACUGAUCGGAGAAUCCAUUGUGAACCUAUGGACAACCAAGUCUUGAAUCUACCAGAGAGUCCGUUUUCUUCCCUUUCUGGGAAGGAGAUUUCGACAGUUACGUAGAGAUGAAGAGAUUAAUACCUAACCAAAAGAGAGAAGAGAAGAUAGGAGCAUAAAGGUUAGAGGAAAUUUCACAAAGAUCAAAUAAUCAUCAGUCAGCAAAAAAAGAGUUUUUUUUUUAAUAACGUUCUUGCAUGGCAACUUUAGAAUCUUCAGCAAUAACAACCAAAGAGAAAAAGAGGUUGCUUCAACAACAUGAGCCAAGCAGCUUGAGACAAUUAAAGUAAAAGUGGUUAUAAUAAUAAUUCAAAACUUCAUAAAAUGUUUAAUUUGCCUGUUCUCUCUUAUCAACUUUAUUAUGCUGAUAGAUCGUAUCCCAUUGUACAUUAUGAUAAUCAUUCUAGUUUUAAGAAACAAUGUUUAACGUAUGUGGCUAGCUAGUUUCUACAAAUUUUAGAAAUUGUCUCCAUCAGUGAACGUAGCUCUCGUCCAUAUGAUUAUCUGAAAUUUAUGAUAAAUAUAUGUAUAAGAAAUUCCCUUAGAUAGAUAGCCCCUUUUUGUUUAUUUUCACAAAAAUAGACAUCAAAGUAUGAAAAUGACCAAAAAAGUUUUAUUGAAAGGUAAAUAUGCAUUUAUACCCUUAGGGUUAACUAAAUCUAAAACUUAGAGUUUUUAAGGGUUUGAGUAUUGGAGAUGAGUUCAAAAUUUUAAAAUAAAAAAUAAAUAGUAUUUCAAAAUAAAUUAAAAAGCUAUUUUGAUUAUUUUAUUUUUUGAAGGCUAUUUUUAUGACAAAAACUUAAAAUGGACUAUUUGAGAGAAUUGAUUUGUAUGUAUUGUGCAUUGAAUUAGAGAGAUCAAACAUAAAUAUUAGAUUUUCUCCUUA
Messenger RNA from Brassica napus (rape), 4089 nucleotides. RefSeq names its product zinc finger CCCH domain-containing protein 18-like. Bases 1656 to 3269 code for a protein of 537 amino acids. Gene Ontology annotation, molecular function: RNA binding; metal ion binding. The transcript has 8 exons. The record is from RefSeq and is a predicted model, not a curated record. NCBI's taxonomy places the organism in Eukaryota, Viridiplantae, Streptophyta, Magnoliopsida, Brassicales, Brassicaceae.